CUUUUUAUUCGUCUGCUUCCUUGCCUCGUUUCCUUUCCUAAUGUGGACUUUACAUUAUUGAAUCCAACUGAUCACCAAUCUCCCCCUUUCCUUUUCCUGCUCUCCUGGGUUUCUUCCCCUUUUUUCCCAAUCAGCUUGGACCCGUUUCUGUUUUCACCCACCUCACAAAUCAAGCUCUGCUGUUUCGAAGAUAUGCAAACAGUACGAAUUGGUUUGUGUAAGAAGCGUUUAUGAUCAAUUUUGACUGCCAGAGCUCAAUCCUUGCUGGGUUUUCUGUAAUCGGAGCUCUUCUGGGCCGUUCAAUUUUCUUGGUUUGUAGCUGACCUGGAAGAGGGUUUUCUGUAGAUUCUCUUCAAUUAACCGUGUUGGUCCGAAUGGGGACGAACUUGAAUUUCAGGAACUUCACCAACGACUUCGUUUCCUCCUCCGACGCCGGCCGGCAGCAGCAGCAACCGGUGACGCCGUUAAACUUCCCGUUGGCAAGGCAGUCGUCAAUAUACUCUUUGACAUUUGACGAGUUCCAAAGCACGGUGGGUGUUCCGGGGAAGGACUUUGGGUCGAUGAAUAUGGACGAGCUGCUCAAGAACAUAUGGAGCGCGGAGGAGAAUCAGAAUCUGAACAUGGCGGCGGCGGCGCUGCCGGUUCAUGACGGUCUGCAGCGGCAGGGGUCGCUAACCCUGCCCAGGACUCUGAGCCAGAAGACGGUGGAUGAUGUGUGGAAGGACAUAUGGAGGGAGUACGGUAGUGGAAGUGGUGCAGCUACUGAGAAAAAUGAGGUUGUCCCACAAAGGCAGCAGACCUUAGGGGAAAUGACCUUGGAGGAGUUUCUGGCGAGAGCUGGUGUCGUUAGAGAAGAUAAUAGUAGUGGUAAGACACAUGUAGCAGUAGGAGGGAAGGUUCAGCAAAGCAAUGGAGGUGGUGCUGGUGGUUUCUUUGCUGAUUUGUCUAGACAAGGGAAUAGCAAUCACAACAGCACUAACAAUGGUUUUGGAAUGGUGGGUUUGAUUAGUAGUAAUGGUAACGCUAAUCCGAUUUCGAUGCAACCGGCAUCGAACUUGCAUUUGAAUGUGAAUGUGGAUGGUGGUGUCAGAUCAAAUCAAGUUCAAUCACAGGUACAGCAGCAGCUGUCGCCGCUGCCACAGAUCUUUCCAAAGCAGGCUAAUAAUGGAGGGAGUUAUGGGCUGUCACUGCAGGGGAUUGGUGGUGCUAAUGGGUUGAUGCAAGGUGGGAUGGUUUCACCGGCUAGCCAGAUUUCGUCAGAUGGGAUAGGGAAGAGCAAUGGGGACACUUCUUCUGUGUCACCUGUUCCUUAUGUGUUUAAUGGAAGUAUGAGGGGGAGGAGACCUAAUACUACAGUUGAGAAGGUGGUUGAGAGGAGGCAGAGAAGGAUGAUCAAGAAUCGAGAGUCAGCUGCUAGGUCGCGUGCUCGUAAGCAGGCUUACACUAUGGAGUUGGAAGCAGAAGUUGCAAAAUUAAAAGAGGAGAAUGAUGAACUUAGGAGGAAGCAGGUUAAUCUUUAUGUUCCUUUGUUUGCUUUGCUGAAUCAACUUGUUUCACUCUGUUAACCUAUUUAGCUUAGCUGAUGAUGGAGGUUUUGGCUUGCUUGCUGCAGGACAAAAUCAUGGAGGUGCAGAAAAAUCAGGUGUGCCUUUCUGAAAGUUUCUGACCUUCAAUGUGGAGAUGCACUUUUAGCCAUUUUUUCUAAUCCAUUGGGAAUUUGUUUUGAUGGUGUGUGCGGAACAGGUGAUGGAGAUGAUGAGCAUGGAGAAUGGAGGGAAGAGGAGGUGCUUGCGACGAACACUGACCGGUCCAUGGUGAACAGUUUUUCUGUUACAUAGAGGAUUGGGAGGGAGAGGGGAGAAGGGUUCUUGCUUUGGUGCAUGGGAGAAGAUGAUCUUCUGAGGAUGGUAGUCUGUAGUUUGGAAGUUGUUUCCAGAUCAUGGGUUUAUAGCUGAUUUGUGCAUAGGCUAACCAGACCAAUAGUUGAUUAAAUUCAUGGCCUUCUUUCUUUAUA
Messenger RNA from Linum tenue, 2014 nucleotides. NCBI's taxonomy places the organism in Eukaryota, Viridiplantae, Streptophyta, Magnoliopsida, Malpighiales, Linaceae. The record is from the annotation of a GenBank genome assembly.